Molecule: messenger RNA, 663 nt
Organism: Strongyloides ratti
Lineage: Eukaryota; Metazoa; Nematoda; Chromadorea; Rhabditida; Strongyloididae
Product: Globin family and Globin-like domain and Globin, structural domain-containing protein
Exons: 3
Coding region: 1-663 (220 amino acids)
Molecular function (GO): heme binding; oxygen binding
Source: RefSeq, a predicted model, not a curated record
AUGUCAAAUACCUCAUCAUCUAAUGUUUCAACAUCUUCUCCAAUUGGAGAUAGUUGGCCAUAUUUUGAUGAAGAUGAGACAAAACUUCUUGUAAAAACAUGGAAUUCCUCUAUAGGAAAUAAUAUGGAAACUGUUGGUUCAAGUAUCUAUGAAAUGAUAUUUAAGCAGGUACCAGAAGCAAGAAUAUUAUUUCCAUUUAUGAAAUUUACAACAAGUGGUAAAGAAAAAAAAAGUACAGAAUUUAGAUUUCAAGCCUUACGUUUUAUGCAAGUACUUGAAAAUGCUAUAAAUUGUAUAACAAAUUUAAAAGAAUUAGAUCCUAUAUUAGAUAAUUUGGGACGUCGUCAUGGAAAAUUAGAAGUAUCUGCUGGUUUUCAACCAUAUUUUUGGAAUACAUUUAUUGAAUGUACUUUAUUUAAUAUAAGAAUUUAUUUGGAAAAAGCUAAAAAAGGAACAUAUGAAGCAAAUGAAAUUGAUUAUGCUAUUAUGUAUUGGAGAAAAUUGUUAUCAGCCGUUAUCAAAAAAAUAGAGGUUGGAUUUUAUACAGACAUUGCAAAUAGAAUAUCUAAUGGUGAAAAAAAAAAAUUAAGAAAAUCAUCAACUUCUACACAAUGCUCACAAUUUUUAAUGAAACAACAAAUUAAUCGUAGUGAUAUGUCGUAA